AUGGAGGGCGACGGUGCUCCGGCACCUUCGACGCCAGUAAAGCGUGAGAGAUCUCCGAGCCCUGAGCUGGAUCUGGACACUCCGGGAAGCAAACGCCAGUCCGAUGAGACAUCAGGCGUGAUCCGUGCUCCGGUAGUGUUUCCUUGGAGAACUUGCCAAAGUUUAGGAUACGUCGAACGACUGAAGAUCAAGGAGCGAGCUGUCAAGCGCGCCGAGGAUUAUUGCCAGAGGGUAAGAGCGGCGCUCAUGCCUGUUCUUCAAGAUAUCGCGCCCAACAGCCCGGAAGCCAUCAUGAUGGGACAGAGAAUCAUCAAACAGUGGUGCCAAGUGCACGAUGAUAUUCGUUACAAGCACCGGAAACUUGAAAUCCUAGUGGGAGUCGAGGGCCCUACCGGAGCAGGCAAAUCAUCCUUCUUAGGGUCUCUUCUCAAAAUUCCAGAGCUGUUCCCAUCCGGUCAAGAGUCUGCAGCCACUGCGGUCAUCGGCAAAGUUUCCUGGAACUGGGAUGAUACGCCUGGUCGCGAGUUCAUAGCGAGAGUCAGCUUUCGGGAAAAGUCUGAAAUUGAGAAUGAUCUCGAGUCUCUCUUGCGAGAACUGAAUCACUUGGCAUCCCUCAUGGCCGGCAAACUUGAUGACGAGGAUGAUGGUACCGAACAAGCUGAUAACAAAGCCAUUUCAAGAAACAUGAUUGACCAUCAUCUUCCCAAAGUCAAGGCUGUCUGGGGCCUUGAUGAAAGCACUCUGACAGCAAAGGCAAGCAAAUGUCCGAAGGUGCUAGCGUACAGCCAAAUGGUCCAAAAGAUUUUGAGGACGAAUCACGAGGCUCACCAGUUCCUUGUUCAAGGCAGUACUAUCUUCAGCGCAAGCUCAGCAGAAGCCUUGUCAGACUUGAUCAAGCCCUUUUUGGAUUCGAGUUCCGAGACACACGGAGGACGAAAACAGUUUGCUGCAUGGCCACUGGUGAAAGGUGUGCAUAUCUACGCCAAAUCUGACAUUCUGAAAUCUGGUAUCACCCUUGUUGAUCUUCCUGGCUGUGGCGAUGCUGUCGAAAGUCGCUCUGAAGUCGCAGAAAGGUUUGCGCAUCGUCUAGAUGUGCGCAUGGUUGUCAGUCCCAUCAUUCGUGCUACGGAUGAGAAACAAGGACAGGCUCUUAUGCGAAACGGGUUCGAUGAAGCUCAAAUGAGAAUUCGUGGAAGGCUAGAUGGCCAUGGGUUCUGUGUCGUCAUCUCAAAGAUGGAUGAUAUGAAGGUCGACUCCUACAUUGCGGGAUGUCCCGACUUAUCUGGCAACAAGGAAGUUUCCGAGCAUGUGACGCUUAAAAACGCGAAGAGAAAAGCAGAAAGUCAGAAGAAGAAGGCGCAGAGAUCGUACGACAGUGCCGUAAAGAAACAAGCUAUUAAGUUGCAAAAGAACCCUCAAGCAAGUGAAGAGCACAUAAUCACUCUCCAGGCACAGAAGGAUGAACUGGCUCAUGCAUUUGAGGAAGCUGACAAGGCUCUUGAUCAGUAUGAUAUUCGACAAUCGCAGAUUCAAGUUGAGAUGUCGUACUUGCGGGAUUGGCUUUACCAUCGAGCUAUCCAGACCCGAAAUACUCGCGUCAUGGGCCGCCUUCGCGCUGACUUCGCCGGUAGACAUGACAGGCAUGACGAUAGCGACGCUCCUGCAAUGUCUCAGAGUGAGCACCAGUAUGUGCUUCCCAUCCUUCCUGUCUCGACGAGAGCCUUUUGGCAGUUGGAAAACAACGACGUCCCCAUGACAGGAUUCCCCAACCAAAUGUUCACAGGUGUUCCGGCGGCUGAACAAUGGCUGCAUCAAGCGACGGCAAGUAAACGGGAGAAGCAUCUUGAUGGGGUGCUGGAUGAAUAUCAGAAUCUCAUGACGAUGAUGCGUAUUUACUCGCAGACAAAUGGCCAAGACGGCGAUUUCGGCUUUACCAGAUCUCAGGUUGAGGAAGCCCUGGCUGAAACCCAUGAUAUUUAUCAGGGAAAACUUAGCUCUAAGCUCAAAGAGGCCUGCGACUUGAUUCAGAAGCUGAAUCCCCUCGAACGCAAGCCACAAGCCAUGAAAAGGUUUCUCGCUGACAGCUAUCGCAUUGUUUUAAGAUGGGGGUACAAAUAUCCCGAAAUUGAGAACGACGUCGAAAAGAUGCACUUCUGCACAUAUGCCGCAAACCUCAGACGCAAAGGUGCGAAGUACACUAGCUUCUCGACUCCACGUGUCACGUACACAUGGAUGGAAAACCUAGCCGCACCCAUCUUGAAGACCAUUAGCAAAGACUGGGACAAGAAGAUGAACAGAAAGCUGCCCCUCAUCAAAAAACCCAUGAUGGCUGGCUAUACAGAGGUCUUCACGGAAUACUUGAACGAGAUCCAGCGUCUUAUCACUAAGCAUGUUCCAGCACUUGAAGUCAUCUUCAAUGGGAUGCGACCAAUUCUUGACAACUCCCAACGUGCUACCGAGACUGAUAUUGGCAAUGUGCUUGACAAGCUGUCCCAAAAGGCUGCUACCGUCGCUUUCGAAGCUGUUACAUACUUGACUGACGAAAUGACACCCACCUUCCGCGCUGCCUUAACAGACACUGGAACUGGAUGUCACCAGAGACGAAAGAAUACCGUACAGGAGAAGGUGAAAACUGAUGUCGAGUCCAUGUGCCGUGAGAUCUUCACACUUCUUGAAGCUGGUCUUGCGGCGAAGAAAGCCGAGGUGCCAGCUGAGCUGGAGAAAGCUGCAGCAGGAGGAACGCACAACCUCAAACAACAGUUGUCCUUCCUGGUCAACAAUCUUGCCGAGAGCUAUUCAGACGACCCUAUGAUGAAUGCUAUGAAAACUCAAGUGCAAGAUGGUGUUCGCGUUCAUAUCGAAUCUUGGGAGCUGGGAUGGGCUGAAGAAGGAGGCUAUGAUGAGCACAUUCUGGAUACGGAUCUCAGCAUCCCCACCAGUGUUCCAGAGCCCGUCAUUGAGGAUAUUCCUUCCUCGGAGGAUGAGGGGGAUGAGAGCAAUGACAGUAUGGAGGAAGAUGAGCCUCUGUCGAACGAUAACCUCGUAAGCGAUGAGAAUAACAGCAGUCUGAUCUAA
Fusarium sp. VM40 is the source of this 3075-nucleotide messenger RNA. NCBI's taxonomy places the organism in Eukaryota, Fungi, Ascomycota, Sordariomycetes, Hypocreales, Nectriaceae. The record is from the annotation of a GenBank genome assembly.